GGGAUGGGAGUCGAGGAGACGCGUUUUGCAGUUUACCUGAACUCGCGCCAAGAAGUGGGCGUUUGCCUAUUCUGGCGUUACGUGUCACCGCUUCUCCAAGAAUCGACUCACAAACCGAUGUUGCUCACCCAGUAAGAUGCACAAACCCUCGCCCAGUCAUCCGGUUCCUCCCCAUCGACGUGAUGGCACUCCCUCGAUCGUGCCGUACCGAUAAUCGAUAUUGUAGGGACGAAUUUCUUAGAUCUAAAUAAUAAACUAUAACCACCCCCCACCCCCCGAAAAUACGCCCAUCAUAGCUUCCGGCCGCCUUGAUAUCCCGAUGCUAGUGCCUCAUGGUAAGCCGACAUCUGGAAGUUACUCGAGUACGAUACUCCUCGUAUAUCUCGCUUACAAUGUCUGCCAGCUAUACUCGAUCCUACAGUACCGGAACAUGAGAAUUUCCCGGGAACACCGACCACCGACAUUUGCAUUCAACCAAUCAUGCGGCACCUGUUCUUUCUUUUGGCCCGCAGUCAUGAAAUCCCAGUGCGAGACGUCCUGCCUCUUCAUGCAUGCCCUAAUGCGGGCUAUUUGACCCACGGCCACCCUGGGGUGUGACUCAGGUUUGGAGUGCAAUUCUACACACAUGGUAGUGACCCAGACCUCUCCCCACCUCCAAUCUUAUAUAAUUAGGGGGUUUAUGGCCCGCCGGUAUUCUACCGGUACCGUAUCCUAAUCCAUCCCGGAGGCCAGCUUGGCCCGUCUCUACUAGUACGAUCGCAGGGGGUCAUUCGGGUCAGAACCGUCAGUUCGGUGCAAUGCCAACUUGAAGCCUGUCCGAAGUGUCACACAAUCGCUGUGGCUGUUAGAUGGAGGCUCAGUGAUAUCCUUUUUUUCUGUUAUUAUAGAACAUGAUCUGCUCCAUCAUUCGGUGCAGCCCGAGAGGCGAAUCAGAGGCCUCAAGAGCUCUGGGGGAACUUGGUCGACUCGAGGCCGGCAGAUGGCAAUAAUGAUUUGCCCUUGUGUUCCUCCGGACGCGGGAAGAUAAAAGUGAACCCCAGCUCUAACCUAGCCAUAAAUUGGCUGCGAUGUGGCUACCAUGAUUCUGUACCGGUAUCGAGCUCAUGCGGGGAUUGGUCUAACUCCGAGUUUGCAAACUCUCCGCGACCAUAGUCUGAUCGUGGCCGGGAAGAAUUGAUUACCGGUACCGAUUCUGGAGAUAGCAUUGUACGAGUACGGUGGGGGAGGGUAGUCGUGUUAGGCAACCCAACUGUUACUGUAGGCCUCACUAAGUAGACCACUGGUACUCGAGUACGGUAGCAGCUUGAGUUGCGUGAAGCAUAACUGCGCUGGCCUACCAUAGUGGAGGCGGGGACGAGACAAGAGACCUGGAAAAACCAAACGCCUUCUGGGGCUAAAGCGCCUUGCGUUUGGCCGACGCAGUGUCCGCUGCCGGCAUGAUAACUACGAGGCCCCUCUGAUUGCAAGGGUCUGAACCGAGGACAAGAAACACGCAAGUAUGCAGUGUCCAGUCGAAUUUGAAAGAGAAUAUUCCACUCCGCUCACAAGACUCAGAGUUUUCUUCUUUCCCAUCUGCUUUCGGCAGGCUUCACAUCGCUGAGGAACAUAAUUCGGUGAGCAAGCCGGCAAGCUGCCGUAAUAAAAAAAAUAAUGUUUUUGCUUUGACAUGGCUUUUCUGCGGACUGUGGGAAAAUACCGGUGUAUUCACUCUUUUUUUCUUCAUACCCUGUAAAUUGUGAAAUUUGCGCGCGACUGCUGCUAGAAUAUCGCUCAUGUGGUCGUGAUUUCCAUUCCCUAUUUUCUUUUUCCCCUCUCAUUUAUCCCCAUUUAACUGCAGCCCGCAUCACUAAUUUCGUCAUGCUAGUUCCGAAUUGCAGGCUAGAUUGGGGAGAGAUGCGGAGUCCGGGCGAGGUCGAAAUUUCUCGGUACUCGAGUAGUUGGACGCGCAACGGAUGGAGGCUCCCAUACCAAUAUGUAGAAAGCAGGCAUCCACGUUCUGCAGUGGCGGUCGUACCUCCCGGCUGGGGUAUUUCCUUUGUUCGUCGUUACUUUUCUGCCUUCCUCGAAGCAGCCUCCAUGAAAUGGCUGCAUCCAGUGAAAGGAUAACCGAGCAUGGUUUUAUGGAUUCAGUGUUUCCCUUCCAGCUGUGUGUUCUUGACGUGGUUCCGACCAGGGCCUGAAUGCAGAAAGCCCCAGAACUUCCUAGUUUCUUUAACCGGGCCGAUAAUCGAGGCCCUGAGCUUUCUUUCGUGCGAUUGCGAAGGAAGGGGUGGUCAGUUAACACACACUCCGGUAACAAGCCUACUGUGGAUGAUUGGCACCGUUUGCCUCUUUCCGGAAGGGUCUUGGCCGGAAUACUGGCGGGGAUAGGAGGCACGGGUAAUGAUAGCCAAUAGGUCCAGACACGCAUAGACUUUUCUUAGGUGGUUAACAUUGGAGAGAGGGCCGAAGGGUUGUCCGAAUGAUAGGUUACCGUAGCGCGGCAAUCCGCUGGGAAAACGCUCACCAGAAGGAGGAGCAAUAGCAAAGAUGGAGGGUAGUAAAGUGUGCAUGGGAAGGGGGGAAGGAAUAGCGCCAGGCAGCUCCACCACCACCAACCCUAGGCAUACUAUUUGCAGCUUAGGACAGGCCCGGAACCACCCUACCUUCCCUCAAUAGCAUUCAUUCCUCUAGCGCCACCGCAUGAUACACAGCGCUGUUUCGUGCUUUCUAGGACAUCCCGUACUGACCACACACACCCAGUACUGACGGCUGACUCUCCCUGUAGCUCGGGCGCUAUAUAUAUCCACCACUUUUCCUCCCAUCCUCCCUACUUCGUCCACUUCAUCCACUUCAUCGUUCAUCCACUCCUCCGAUCAUCUCCAACCUCACCUAUCAGCAAAGCUACCACUGCUGCACUCAACAUAUCCCGUAUCAUCAAAAAUCAUCUACAAAGAUCAACCUUUGAGCUCUUUGAACACCGGCGAAAUGCAGAUCUUUGUCAAGACACUUACUGGAAAGAGUGAGUUUGAUAUGUACUUUUCCACAGGUUGGAUUGUGCGGCUAACAAUUUUCACAGCCAUUACUCUCGAGGUCGAGUCAUCAGAUACCAUCGAUAACGUGAAGAGCAAGAUUCGUGAGUGCUCAAGUUUUCCCAACUGUCUAGUGUUUGCAUGUUUGAUCCUAACUCAUUUCUACAGAAGAUAAAGAGGGAAUUCCCCCGGAUCAACAGCGCCUCAUCUUCGCUGGAAAGCAACUUGAAGAUGGUCGAACCGUGAGUCACCCCCUACACUCUCUAGGGUGGUGGUGGGGCUUUACUAACUUCUUAAUAGCUGUCUGAUUAUAAUAUCCAGAAGGAAUCCACUCUUCACUUGGUUUUGCGGCUGCGCGGAGGAAUGCAGAUUUUCGUGAAGACCUUGACCGGGAAGACCAUCACCUUGGAGGUGGAGAGCUCGGAUACAAUUGACAAUGUCAAGAGCAAAAUUCAAGAUAAGGAGGGGAUCCCACCAGAUCAGCAGAGAUUGAUCUUUGCUGGGAAGCAACUCGAGGAUGGAAGAACAGUGAGUCGUUAAAUUGCUAAAUGUCUAUUUAUGGAGCUAACAUUUAUUGCCUCGUUCAGUUGUCGGAUUAUAACAUUCAAAAGGAGUCGACUCUACAUCUUGUUCUCCGAUUAAGGGGUGGCGCGCCGAAGAGGAAGGUCUGCGAUUUCAAGGAGUGUACUAGUGCCCCGCAGCGCAUCGUUGGCGACUGCAGAAAUUGCGAUGGACAUUAUUGCGCCAAGCACCGUCUGUUGGAGGAUCACAAGUGUAGCGGCUUGGAAAACUGUAGGAAGGAAUUGCACCGCCAGAAUGCGGACAAACUAAACUCGGAGAGGACUAGGGCUACGGUUGGCAGAGCUUAGGCAGGUCGUGGCCAUAGGCCCAGUUUGAUUUUCGUUUCGGGAAUUUAUUCUCUUGUGUUCUAGCUAGUGCAGAAGUGUCGGUCUUGCAUUUCAGGGAGGAAUGGUCCAGAUACCCAACAUCUCUGAAGCGUUCUGUUUUCUCCUCAUAACUUGUAUAUUUAUGUUUUUUUUUUUCAUUUCUUUUUUCUCCUGUAUUCCGUUACAGUUCGGACAUGUUUGCGACGACCGGGAGGGUUUUGGUUUUUUCUUCGAAUUUAGCGGUAUUCUUAACCUUUUUCCUCCCUCAUACCUCUCUUCUCUUGCUAUGGUUUGGGAAUGUUUCCAGAUUGAUCGAGGGGCAUAGAUUUCUUGAUUGCGAUCAGCGUUUUUCUUUGCCAUACGAGUAGUUCAUCUCCAAUCCAACAAGAAAAUAGUAGACGUUUUAGGC
Molecule: messenger RNA, 4307 nt
Organism: Tuber aestivum (summer truffle)
Lineage: Eukaryota; Fungi; Ascomycota; Pezizomycetes; Pezizales; Tuberaceae
Source: the annotation of a GenBank genome assembly